AUGUUAAGCACAUCGCCAACUGACACUAAAAUGGAAGCCAAAACCCCCAGCUUGGGUAUAAAGUUGCGCCGAUGGUGUAGAAGUCGCCGCUGUCAAUUGUGGAGAUUACUGCUUCUGCCAUUCAUCCCUAUUCUCGCCCUAAUCGUGCAAACUACGCUGUCCUUGAAGAAUAGUCUUACUAACGGAAGAGAGGUGGCUGAUGUGGAAGAACAGGUCAGCCGAGCAACCGAACUCGGAAAACUGGUGACCAGGCUUCAACAGGAGCGAUCAGAAGUUGCAUUUUUUAUCUUUACUAACGGCAGCACGUUGCGGUCAAAUCUAACACAGCGGUUUGCUGACACAGAUAGUGCAGUGCAGCAGAUGGGUGACCUGCCUGUGCUUGUCUUCAAGAAUCGAUCCAAGCCAGUGGACGGCAACUCUUUCCUAGCCGAACUUUCAGCUUUAAGGCGUGCCGCCCCCAUAGACAAGAGACGACUUCAUUCAAAAGACACGUCUUGUCUCCGUUUAAUUUGGGAUUUAAAAUAG
Messenger RNA from Parnassius apollo (apollo), 525 nucleotides. The record is from the annotation of a GenBank genome assembly. Lineage: Eukaryota; Metazoa; Arthropoda; Insecta; Lepidoptera; Papilionidae.